This is a messenger RNA of Erigeron canadensis, 1991 nucleotides long. Its product is annotated as ketol-acid reductoisomerase, chloroplastic-like. The transcript has 10 exons. Gene Ontology annotation, biological process: L-valine biosynthetic process. The record is from RefSeq and is a predicted model, not a curated record. Bases 66 to 1832 code for a protein of 588 amino acids. Lineage: Eukaryota; Viridiplantae; Streptophyta; Magnoliopsida; Asterales; Asteraceae. Gene Ontology annotation, molecular function: ketol-acid reductoisomerase activity. Gene Ontology annotation, cellular component: mitochondrion; chloroplast.
GCCACACACACACUACUACCACUUAAUUCUCCAACCGCCGUAUCUUUUCAUAUUUCCAGUCAAAAAUGGCGGCUGCCACACCAACCUCCUUCUUAGCACCGACGACCUCAUCGUCGACAGCGGCGGCGCCAUCUCUGAAAGCUUCCCCGAAAACCCUAGGGUUUAAUUUGGGGUUUGUUUCUUCAAAAAGCUUAUCGAAAUCAUUGAAAGCUCAGCGUCAUGGAAGUGGUUCUGGAUCGGCCCUUGGUGCUCGUAUGGUGUCGACGCCGGCGAUUACUAGACCGCCAACUUUUCUUGAUUUUGAAACUUCGGUUUUUAAUAAAGAAAAGAUUAAUCUUGCUGGUUAUGAAGAGUACAUUGUGAGAGGAGGAAGAGACUUGUUUCCUUUGUUACCUGAUGCUUUUAAAGGUAUCAAGCAGAUUGGUGUUAUUGGUUGGGGCUCUCAGGGUCCUGCUCAAGCACAGAAUUUCAGGGAUUCUCUUGCUGAAGCAAAAUCUGAUAUUGUUGUGAAGAUUGGGCUACGGAAGGGUUCAAGUUCGUUCAAUGAGGCUCGUGCUGCUGGCUUCUCUGAAGAAACCGGGACUCUUGGAGAUAUUUAUGAGACUAUAUCUGGCAGUGACUUGGUCUUGCUCUUAAUUUCUGAUUCAGCUCAGGCUGAUAAUUAUGAGAAGAUCUUCUCACACAUGAAGCCAAACAGCAUCCUUGGACUUUCUCAUGGGUUCCUUCUUGGUCAUCUGCAAUCAGUUGGCCUUGACUUCCCCAAAAACAUUAGCGUGGUUGCUGUAUGCCCCAAAGGAAUGGGUCCAUCAGUGAGAAGGCUGUAUGUGCAAGGAAAGGAGGUCAAUGGAGCUGGAAUCAAUGCAAGUUUUGCUGUCCAUCAGGAUGUUGAUGGAAGAGCCACUGAUGUUGCACUUGGAUGGUCAGUUGCUCUUGGUUCACCCUUUACAUUUGCCACUACACUCGAGCAAGAGUACAAGAGUGAUAUAUUUGGGGAGCGAGGUAUUCUACUUGGUGCGGUGCAUGGUAUUGUCGAGUCUCUGUUUAGAAGGUAUACUGAAGGUGGUAUGAGCGAAGAGUUGGCUUACAAAAAUACUGUCGAGUGUAUUACAGGGACGAUAUCAAGGACAAUAUCCGCAAAGGGCAUGAAGGCUGUAUACGAGUCAUUAACAGAAGAAGGCAAGAAAGAGUUUUUGACAGCAUAUAGUGCCUCCUUCUAUCCUUGUAUGGACAUCUUGUAUGAGUGUUAUGAGGAUGUCGCCAGUGGCAGCGAGAUAAGAAGUGUUGUGUUGGCUGGUCGACGAUUUUACGAAAAGGAGGGUCUGCCAGCCUUCCCUAUGGGUAAGAUUGAUCAAACUAGGAUGUGGAAAGUAGGUGAGCGGGUACGUUCUACCCGACCAGCAGGUGAUUUAGGUCCGUUAUAUCCUUUCACAGCUGGUGUCUAUGUUGCACUGAUGAUGGCCCAGAUUGAGGUGUUGAGGAAGAAAGGACAUUCUUACUCUGAGAUUAUCAAUGAGAGUUUGAUCGAGUCAGUGGAUUCAUUGAACCCCUUCAUGCAUGCUCGAGGUGUGUCGUUUAUGGUGGACAACUGCUCCACAACUGCAAGGUUGGGAUCAAGGAAAUGGGCUCCACGUUUUGAUUAUAUUCUUACUCAACAAGCUUUAGUUGCUGUGGACAACGGUACCCCACUUAACCAGGAUCUCAUUAGCAAUUUCUUCGAAGAUCCAGUUCAUGAAGCUGUCAAAGUUUGUGCAGAGUUGAGACCUACUGUUGACAUCUCAGUGCCGGCUGAUGCUGAUUUUGUCAGACCCGAGUUGCGUCAAGCUAGUAACUAAUUAUGAGUCUUGCGUCUAUCUCGGGGCAAAACAAGCUUUUAGUCUACUUUGCCAUGGUGUUCUGCAGAAUGUUUAUUUAGGAUGUGCUUCUUAUAAAUUUUGUGAUAGACUGUUGAAUUUGGUAUUUUGUAUUAAUAAAGUUAUCAGGCCUUGUGGUUU